Molecule: messenger RNA, 2811 nt
Organism: Podarcis muralis (Common wall lizard)
Lineage: Eukaryota; Metazoa; Chordata; Lepidosauria; Squamata; Lacertidae
Source: RefSeq, a predicted model, not a curated record
GUGCGCUCGGAGCGGGAGGGCGAAGGAGCCUCGGCCGGACUCUCCUCCUCCGGAGACUUCCAGCAGCCGGCUGCCAGGGCGCCCGACGCCCACGAUGCCCCGGGCGCCGCACGGAGGAGGACGCCGCGGGAGCCUUGACCCAUGACCGCCUCCGCCGCGAUGUUCUACCGCUCUCCCUCGGCCAUGUCGCCGCCGUCCAAAGGCAAAUUCAAGCGGCAGAGCCGGAUCUUCUCCCAGGUCUUGCACCGGACUCUGAGCUACAAGGACCGCCUCUCUGUGGCCGCGUGCCCGGCGGAGGGCAGCGAGGACCCCUCUGAGCUCUCCACCCAGGCCUCGGCCCCCGGGGUGCUCAAGAUCUUCGGAGGCGCCGUCUGCACGGGGGCCCACUACAAGAGCGUCCUGGCCACGGCCAGCUCCAGCGCCCGGGAGCUGGCCAAGGAGGCCCUCGAGCGCUACGGGCUGAGCCAGGUCAGCGCGGGGCGCUACGUCCUCUGCGACGUCGUCGGGAGGUUCGGAGGCCCCGAGAGGCAGUGGCAGAUGGAGGGGCUGAGGGUCCUGCAGGACCACGAAAAGCCGCUGCUGAUCCAGGAGCUGUGGAAGCCGCGCGAAGGAUGCUCCCGGAGGCUGGAGCUCCGGAAGAGGGCGGAGGUGGAAGAGCUGGCCUCCAGGGAUAAAGACACCGUCACAGCAGGGAUCAAUGCUCAGGCCCGGAAACUCCAGCGCAACCGCACCAAGGGCGCCAUGACGCUUCUGACGGGGUGCAAGAGCCACGCCACGCAGACCUCCCUCCGCCGCACCGUCAGCGAGACCAGCCUCAGCCAGGCGGGCAGCGCCAGCGCCGAAGGAGGGCAGCAGGAGGAGCAGCUGAGGAGGCACUACUCCACGCUGCCCGAGACCCUUCAGUGCCUGGAGAGCGGCAGAGAUGCGCAGACGGCGCCCGCCGGGGACCAGAGUGGCAACAGCCUGCGCUACUCGCUGUACCAGUCUCCGCACCUGCUGCUCCUGCAGGGCUACAGCCAGCAACACGACAGCUUGGUCUAUUUGCUGAAUCGCGACCAGCACACCGUCGGCCAAAGGACUCAAGCCAGCAAGCCCAGCAUCAGCCUCUCGGCUCCGGACAUCCUCCCCCUCCAUUGCACCAUCCGGAAGGUCAAGGCGUCCGGCCGCUCAAGCCACCGCCCAGAGGAGAAGCUGGUCCUGGAGCCCAUCGCCGGAGCGGCCGUCUCCAUCAACUUCUCCGAGGUGAGCAGGACGGUGGCUCUCCACCACGGCGACCUCAUCUCCCUCGGCCUCUACUACCUGCUUCUCUACAAGGACCCCGUGAAGACGCAGCCGCUGCCCGCCCAGACCCUCAUGAGGCUGAAGGCCGCGCGCCGAGCCUCCGAGCCUGAGCUGCCCUCCACCUGCAAGGUCUGCGGCAGCCAGGCGAGGGACAAGGGCUCGUCGGCCAAGAAGGUGCCCGCGCCGCAGGGACCCUCUGGGCGGAGGGGAGGCCGCCGGAAGCUGCAGCUAGAGUUUGACAAGGCCAGCGAGGACCUGCUGCUGCGGAGGAUCGUCACACUCAUCGAGCCCACCAGCGAUGACCACAAGCUGGCUCCCGCCUUCCUCCUGUGCCUCUGCGUCCAGCACUCGGCCGGCCACUUCGGGCCCGGGGAGUUUGGCCAUCUCCUCCUCAAGUUGGCCAAGAUGAUACAGAGGACCGUGUGGGAGAAAACAAACGAACUAGCCGAGAAACAGUCGCAACACCAGGAUCCUGCGUCUCUCUCCCGCUUCACCAUCAAAGACCUGCUGCCCGACUUGCAGCACGUCCUUUUCUGGAUGUCAAACUCCAUCGAAAUCCUCUACUUUGUCCAGCAGAAAUCCCCGGUUUACAUCCAGAGCAUGGAAGAGGAGCUGGACAUGAAAGGAUCUAAGGAAUCUCUCAUUUCCCUGACCAUCACUGCCAGCGAAGAAGCCAUGACGGUCCUUGAGGAAGUCAUUAUGUAUACCUUCCAGCAGUGUGUCUAUUACAUCUCCAAGUCUCUGUACGUGUCUUUGCCGCCCUUGUUGGACUGCAACCCCUUCCAGAGCGAAGGGCGAGAGGGCUGGCUCUCUUCCCCGCCUCUUCCCGAGGAGAUACGCAAAGUGGUGUCGUCCUACCAGGCCAGUUUGGACCUCCUCCGCCAGUAUGAGGUGCACCUCGAAAUCAGCUCCCAGAUGUUUGCCUACCUGUUCUUCUUCUCCAACACGCUCCUCUUCAACCAGCUGAUGGAAAAAGGCUCCUCCUUGGGCUGCUUCCAUUGGUCGAAAGGCGUGAGAGUCCGUGCCACCCUUCGGCUGCUCCUGGAAUGGGCACAGCGUGUGGGCUUUGGGCAGCUGGCAGACGAGUUCUUUGGCAAGCUCUCCAGCGUGGCCAGCCUCUUGGCCAUGCCAAACUCCCAGCUGGCGCAGAUGACCUGGCCUGUGCUGAGAGCCGAAUUCCCUGCCCUCAAUCCUGCCCAGCUGCACCACAUCCUCACCCAGUACCAGGCCUCGUCCGACAUGGGCUGUGUACCAGCCUGGCAGCCCAGUAAGGAGGAUAGCCUGGCAGCCUUCAGGACAGAUGACAUCCUGGAGUCUUUCGACAGCCACCCGCCAAUCAUGCUGCCCAGUGGCGGGUUCAAGGUGGACCUGGAGGCUGAACACCUGGACGACAACAUUUACCAGCACUUCCUCUACAUCCGCCACUUCCUGUGGAGCCUGCGCAGCAAAAGCCCCCACCCCAGUGACUCGCCCGAAGCGGAGACCCCCAAGGUAAAACUCUUUUGCCUUUCCAGAAUCUUGAGGGUUUGA